Messenger RNA from Oncorhynchus kisutch (coho salmon), 5294 nucleotides. RefSeq names its product DNA annealing helicase and endonuclease ZRANB3. The transcript has 23 exons. Lineage: Eukaryota; Metazoa; Chordata; Actinopteri; Salmoniformes; Salmonidae. Bases 364 to 3888 code for a protein of 1174 amino acids. Gene Ontology annotation, biological process: replication fork processing; DNA repair. The record is from RefSeq and is a predicted model, not a curated record. Gene Ontology annotation, cellular component: nuclear replication fork. Gene Ontology annotation, molecular function: zinc ion binding; nucleic acid binding; DNA endonuclease activity.
GCUUUUGAGUCUGAUAGAAAAGUUGAUAUGAAUUUGAAAUCACUUAGAAAAGUAUCGUUGGAAUUAUUUUAUUUUUUUAAACAGCUUUUUAGUCAAGAUUCUAGAAAGUUGCAGGCUUCUUAUCUUGAACGCAACUCCUAUGGAAUCCGCUACGCAAACUACGUAGUUGCUGUCAAAGUUUCCCGCGAAACUACUGCACAUGCAAAUCUAUAUCAAAACAUUUCUGCACUGGUGAUAUCCUUGCACUGGGUAACCCAGCAGUCUCUUAGCACCUUACCAAUAAGAGCAGAGGAGCGGUCAUCUCGUGGCAGUUCAGCAGCCUGUUCCUGAUAUUGUCGCAGCAUCUAAAAGUCGAGACGGGCCAUGAGUGAGGUAAAGGAUAGGGAUUGUGAUCCCCAUAACUCCCAUGUUGACAGGAGAUGGGACAGUCAGUUGUCAGUCCUCCCAGACAAGCUACAACAGAGACUGAUGCCAUUCCAAAAGGAGGGGGUCAAAUUCGCCCUAUCAAAGAAUGGAAGGUGUAUGAUCGCAGAUGAGAUGGGUCUAGGGAAGACGGUUCAGGCUAUCUCUGUGGCCUACGCCUACAGACAGGAGUGGCCUCUGCUCAUCGUGGUGCCCUCUUCUCUAAAGUACCCCUGGAUCGAGGAGAUGGAGAGGUGGAUCCCUGAGCUCAACCCUGGAGAUAUCAACCUGGUGGAGACGAAGAGUGACACGCUGGGGAUCAGUAGCAGUAAGGUAACAGUUUUAGGUUACGGGCUGCUCACCACAGAUGCACGCCCCCUGGUGGAGGCUCUGACCAGACAGAGGUUUAAUGUGGUGGUGGUGGAUGAGUCCCACUACCUCAAAUCCAGGAACGCAGCCAGGUCUAAGAUACUGGUACCACUCAUCCAGAACGCCAAGCGGGCCAUCCUACUGACGGGCACCCCGGCCCUGGGACGGCCAGAGGAGCUCUUUAUGCAGAUAGAGGCUCUCUAUCCUAGGAUGUUUGGAACGUGGAGUGACUACGCCAAACAAUACUGUAACGCCCACUACAGGUUCUUUGGUAAUAGGAGACAGUGGGACAGUCGUGGUGCCUCUCAUCUUGAGGAACUCCACCAGCGUCUCAGUGAGAUCAUGAUCCGGAGGCUGAAGGUCCAGGUCCUCCCCCAGCUACCCCCCAAAAUACGCCAGCGCAUCCCCUUCGACCUGCCCAAAGACGCUGCCAAGGAGGCGAGCGGCAGCUUGGAGGAGUGGGAGCGCCUGAUGAGGACGAUGGGUUCGGGGGUCUCUGCCACGGACAACCCCUUCACUGAAGUCAUGGGGCUCGUGACACGCAUGUACAAACAGACCGCCAUCGCUAAGGCCGGAGCAGUGAAAGACUACAUAAAGAUGCUGCUGGAGACUGAGAAGUUAAAGUUCCUGGUGUUCGCUCAUCACCUGACCAUGCUACAGGCAUGUACCGAGGCUGUCAUCGAAGCCAAGGCCAGUUACAUCCGUAUUGAUGGCAGUGUUCCGUCCUCAGAGCGUAUCCACUUGGUUCACCGGUUCCAGAAUGACCCUGAGACGCGCGUGGCCGUCCUCAGCAUACAGGCAGCUGGGCAGGGCCUGACGUUCACAGCAGCCACUCACGUGGUGUUUGCUGAGCUGUACUGGAACCCUGGCCAUGUGAAGCAGGCUGAGGACCGGGCGCACCGCAUCGGACAGACCGCCUCCGUCCACGUGCACUACCUCAUCGCCAAGGGAACCUUUGACACCGUCAUGUGGGGCAUGCUCAACAGGAAGGAAACGGUAACGGGCAGUACUCUGAACGGUAAGAAGGAGUACUUAAAGGCAGAGUUGGGGGAUAAGGACAAAUGGGACUUCCUGAAUUUCGCUGAGGCGUGGACACCAAGCGAGACGACCCUGGCAGCAGGAGGAGUGGUUGACAAUGACAAAGAUCCUGUGUUCUUUAACCAUUUUGAGAAGGACAAACAGCACGACAUCCGUUCGUUCUUCUCUCCGGACGCGGGUAAAGAGAAGAAGAGGAAAAGAACAGAGGUUUGCCUUUCCCCCGUUACCCCCUCAGAGAAGGAGGGUUCUAUAGAUGUGGAGAACUCAGAGAGUGACAAGGAGAAAAACUACAACUCCCAAGAUCCCCCUGACCUCCAGGACCUAGACUUCUCUCCCCAGGUGAAGAGGCUGCGGCUGCCCACCUCCACCCUCACCCCCAGCGCUACCCACAGCCCCAGGUCUCGUCUUGGGGGGAAACGGAGGUCCCUCCAUGGGGGGAGAGACACCAGCAGCAGCCCCCUGGCCUCUCUGUUUACCCCCCGUCGGCUCUCUGAGAAAGGGACCCCGCAACCAAGGUUGAGCCCCAGACCAGGACCACCAGAUCAGGGGAAGGGAGAUGAGUGGAGCUGUGGGGCCUGUACUUACUCCAACAGCAUCCUUCUCCUUUACUGUGAGGUGUGUGAGUCCCCACUCCACAGGCCCAGCACUGCUCCAGACACACAAUCUACAGGUUCACCUGCUGUGUCCCCAGGCUCCAGGCCUGAUCAGUCCACCCCUAGAGAACACCCCUGGAUCGUCCUCUCUGGGUCGGACAGCAAGCAGGAGGACCCCCCCUGUCCUGGUCCUGCCUCUCCCAGGACAACUGAACCACAGACGGACGGUCAACAGAGAGAGCAGGAGGAGAGACAGACAGACGGGCAACAGAGAGAGCAGGAGGAGAGACAGACAGACGGUCAACAGAGAGAGCAGGAGGAGGAGAGACAGACAGACGGGCAACAGAGAGAGCAGGAGGAGGAGAAGCUCAAAGCCCAGACAGACAGUGUAUUUAGUCCUGCUGAUGGUGAUGCUACGGCCAGUCUCCCCCUGUACCCCAACAUGAAGUUCUGCGCCAGCAAGAACACUGAGCGUAUCUACCUUUACUCCCAGGAGGACAGUCCACUGCACUGGAAUUUCAUUCCUCUGGACAUUAAACUGGACAGCUGGGAGGACCUGCCUGAAGCCUUCAGACGCAGAGAGAACAGGACACAGAUAUUGAGGUUUGUUCAGCAGUGGAGCACUCUGACAGCCAUGAAGCAGAGACUGAUCCGCCGCAGUGGUCUCCUGUUCUGCAGCCCAGUCCUGGUCCUGGACCAACUGACCAGCACCCAGCGCAAACACAGCAGCACCAAGAGGUAUCUAACCAAAGAAGAUGUGUCCCAGGCCUCUCUCAGUAAGGCCCAGUGUGAUGGAGGAACUGUCCGCAUGGUCAACAAGGAGAUCUUCUUCACCAAGAGGAGAACUGCCUCUAUGUCCCGACCCAACACCUCUGCCUCCGUCCCAGAGAAACCAUCCGAGGUGCACCCAGAGCCUCCUGUUGGUGCUCCUGAGGGCCCGUCAGAGGCUGAAGCUGGGUACCUGCAGGUGCUGGACAGUGAGGGUCGACCCUUGUGUCUGUCCUGCCACAAGGCCUGUGGGUCCACCGGAGGAGCCUGGGACACCUGCUUCUGUAGCCAGACGUGUCAGGAGGAGUUCCAGCUGCGCUCCAGCCAGGCCUACAUGCGUGCCCGGGUACUGCAGACGGAGCAGGGGGUGUGUCAGAGCUGCGGCCUGCAAGCCCACCAGCUGUACCUGAAGGUCCGCGACGCCCCGCCCACACACAGGAAGGAGAUGCUAGAGAACACCGGGCUGGCCCAGCUGUCACUCAAACAGCUGAAUGAGAUGAUCCGUGCCCCCGUGGAGGGUCAGUUCUGGCAGGUGGACCACAUCCGACCCGUCUACAGUGGGGGAGGACAGUGUUCCCUGGACAACCUACAGACACUCUGCACUGUCUGCCACAGAACCAGGACAGCUCAGCAAGCCAAGGACAGAAGCCAGGUGAAGAAAGGACUGGCAGCCUCCAAGGUGGCUUCAGACAUCACUCGCUUCUUCAUAAAGAAAUGAACAUUAAAACCAAAUGUUUUCCUCAACCAAGGAAGGAGGGAAAGUCAGGAGUACUGAGUGACAUAGGAAGGAUGUUUCUUCAGUGUGUUGUCAUCUCUGUGAAGAAGGCUACAUGUCACAGUUGGUUCUCAAUGCUGCCACUGCUGUCCAUGUUAUGGAUUCACCAGCAAUCCAAUGUAGACGAACAUCGCCUCCUUCCUUUAAUGACACCAUGUUCAAGUUGGAUCAUUGAGAGUGUUGACGUGAAGACUGUUCUUUCAGGGUUGUUUUUGUUGAGUUACCUGAAUAGAUUUGACUAAACAAUGCUGCCUGUAUCAAAUGCAAAUGUUCCAAAUGAGCAGCUACGCUCCUUCCCAUGUUGUCCCCGAACCGUCAGCAGUGAGCCUGGGUUGAUUUAUAACGGGCUUAUCUAGCUCAGAUACAGGCUGAACUGAACCAAGCUGGGCAGGCUGCUGCCUGUUUGAAUUGCCAGCCUGCCUGCAUGCCUGCCGAGCGCUCGCUGCUAUUUUAGGUUGUGCAAACUUGGUAGAAAAACCCUGAUAUGUGUGAUGCUCUAGUUUACAUCUUGACAGGAUAUCACAAGUGUUUUCCUUCAUGUCCUCUACAUGUAGUCUAGAUGAUAGUGUCUUUAUGUCCUCUACAUGUAGUCUAGUGUCUUUAUGUCCUCUACAUGUAGUCUAGUGUCUUUAUGUCCUCUACAUGUAGUCUAGUUGAUAGUGUCUUUAUGUCCUCUACAUGUAGUCUAGAUGAUAGUGUCUUUAUGUCCUCUACAUGUAGUCUAGAUGAUAGUGUCUUCAUGUCCUCUACAUGUAGUCUAGUUGAUAGUGUCUUUAUGUCCUCUACAUGUAGUCUAGUUGAUAGUGUCUUUAUGUCCUCUACAUGUAGUCUAGUUGAUAGUGUCUUUAUGUCCUCUACAUGUAGUCUAGAUGAUAGUGUCUUUAUGUCCUCUACAUGUAGUCUAGAUGAUAGUGUCUUUAUGUCCUCUACAUGUAGUCUAGAUGAUAGUUUCUUCAUGUCCUCUACAUGUAGUCUAGUUGAUAGUGUCUUUAUGUCCUCUACAUGUAGUCUAGAUGAUAGUUUCUUCAUGUCCUCUACAUGUAGCCUAGUUGAUAGUGUCUUUAUGUCCUCUACAUGUAGUCUAGUUGAUAGUGUCUUUAUGUCCUCUACAUGUAGUCUAGAUGAUAGUGUCUUUAUGUCCUCUACAUGUAGUCUAGAUGAUAGUGUCUUUAUGUCCUCUACAUGUAGUCUAGAUGAUAGUGUCUUUAUGUCCUCUACAUGUAGUCUAGAUGAUAGGUUUUCUGUGAUGUCUACUGUUUUAGCUGGAGUCUUGGAUUUGUUAGACUGAGCAUGAAUGGAUGAACAAACUCGACUGAAAUGAAAAUAAAACUCUAUUAUUCUCCUGUUGA